UGGCCAGGACCGGCGCUGUGUGUAAGUCAUUUAAAAAGCAAUGACACAGAGCACAUCUGUAGGAAUCAGUAACUUUAAAGGUUCACAUUGGAAAAUUACAAGUUAGACGCGUUAGCAAGAGCUGUUUUGUCCUGAUCAAAAAAAAAAAAAAAAGUUAAAAUUCAAAUGAAGUAACAGAGCAUCAUAAAUUCACAUAGUGCAUAGUGUAGGAUUUCAAAAAUAUCACAAGAUAGAACUGAAUAUUUGUAUGGCUCUUAAACCUGCAGUGGAACCUAUUCAAACCAGUCUUCUCUAGCUUUUUUGUAUUUUACUGUAAUCAAGUAAUUCAUUAUUUCUCCCCCUUGUGACUCUUGCGUCUUUUGUUCUUGUCUCUCUUUUUUCCUCCUCUAGGAGAAAAACCCUACAUCUGCCCAUAUGAAGGUUGCAGCAAACGUUACUCCAAUUCGAGCGACCGCUUCAAACACACCCGCACCCACUAUGUUGACAAGCCUUACUACUGCAAGAUGGCAGGCUGCCUGAAGCGCUACACAGAUCCCAGCUCAUUACGCAAGCACAUUAAGGCCCAUGGGCAUUUUGUUGCCCAGGACCAAGGCGCUCCGAGCAGGCUGGGGACGGGGCUGGGCCUCUCUGGGCGCCAAGGCCCUGCUGAACUGCCACCUGUAGGCGGGGCCCACAUCAUCAUCCCUGGGGCUGCUGCAGCUCUUCUUGGAGGUCUGGGAACCUCUUUGCCUCUCUCUGCUUUCUGCCAUGCCAGAGCCCUGGGCCACCACGGGGCACCACUCAUUUCUGUAGGUGGAGGAGGAGGCAGCGCAAUGGGGCCGCUUAGCCUCACUGACUCUCCUCUGUUACAUUUUGGACUUUCAGCUGCAUCAAUGUUAGGGCUGGGAGCUCUGAGAAGUCUGGGACACAUGGCAGGAAAGGAGACAAAAGGUGAAGAAGAAGAGGAGGAAGGAGAGGAGGGGGAGGUAUUGAACCUGUCUGCUGGGGUAGGACCCAGACAAGGUGACCAUUUGUCCUGGGUGGUUGUUCCCCCAAGGGCACUUCUCCUUAAACCAGCUGUUGUCAGCUAGAAUGUGCACUCAGCCAUGCACAGAACCAUAUACCACUUACAUGAUUCUGAUGUGAAGUGUGUGUGUGUGUGUGUGUGUGUGUGUGUGUCUGUGUGUGUGUGUGUGUGCGCGCGCAUGUCAGUGAUCAAAGGUUGCUUUCACCUGCAGAGCCAUAAAAAGCAUUUCAGUCAUUACAGCCCAGAAACACCUGAAAAAAACAGACUGAAAAGUACAAAGUCUUUGUGUUGUGUGCACAAAACCUAAACGCCUUUUGAGUGUUGGGUUGCUUAAAGUUUUUGCCCCAUGCAUGUUUUAGCUGUCUUAAACUUUAAAAGGUCCAUUCACCCAAAUCACAAAGAAAAUAAACUUGCCAUGCAGAUACAUUUCUAACAGCUGACAUUUUGAGAUGCCUUUUGAUACCUAAAUACAGUCUUGAUCCUAGAUUUCUGCUUAAACUCAACAUAUCCUUAAAAUAGUCCAUUAUUUUAGAUAAUCCACAGUGGAUAAUCUGGAUAAUCACUGUAAAAGAAAUUACAAUUAAAUGUUUAAGAUAAGGUAGACUUUAUUGAUCCCAUACCAGGGAAAUUCACCUGUUACAGAAGCUAACAAUAUACAAGGUGGAUAAGAAAAAUACUCAGGGGCACCUUGGUGUCUCGACAGGCAGUGUUUGAACUAACAUUGUUAAGGAUGUUAACAUUGUCCCCCUAUGAUGACACGAGUAUGCUAAUAUUGACUGCGGCAAGCAGCUAUGGAUGUAGACUCCUAAUCCUGUUGCAAUGUAUAUAAAGGUGGUGGCAGAUGUUUUAGAGGUGAAUAUCUCAAAAUCUCGGGACACAAAAUUACAUCUAUCUGCAUGGUUUGAGUGAAUUGACCCUUUAAUAUUCCUUGAUGCAUCCAUCUCCUCCCAUUUAUGGCCAGAAAACAUUUUACAGUGGACAAUAACCUGUAUUAGAUUAACUAAACCAGGUUAUAAAAAGAGCCGGUACACUAACUUUACCUUUGUAGUUUUUAUGUUCGACAAUCCCCACUGACUGCUUCCACAGAAUCAAGUUUUACUCAUAAAUACAUAUAGGGAAAAGCAUGGGGAGCAAUGAGAAAUACAUACAGUCCAUACAUAAUAAUUUAAUGUAACAUCAAAUGAUAUGCAUUGUAGAAUUAAUCAGGAUCUACUUCUGUUACAAUCUGUAUUUUCUUUCUUUCAUGCAAAGUUACGAGCUUGUGCAAUCCAGGAUUUAAAUUUCAAAAAACAAUCAUUUGAAAAAUUUGACACCAGUUCCCAAAACAUGACAGUUGACACUUGUUAUUUUAAUACUAUCUACAAAAUAUUUAUGUGUAUGAGAAAAUAAUUGUGUUUUUGAAACAUUUAUGCGCCUGGUCACAAAAUGGAAGGCAAUUUUGAAUCCUUCAAUGUUGGACUCACAGUCUUGUUAAAGACGUCAAAGACGUUUUCUGUGGUUUCAUUUGGUACAUUACAGUAGUUGUCAUGUGCAACAUGUGCACCUAUCAUGACCCUGCUCCAUUCUCACACCCACAGCAUACAAAAUAAUCACCUCCCAUGAGGAAAACAGAACCUCCUGGGUCUUAUUGCCACAUAUGAUCAUUUAUGGCGUAGUAAGUUAGUUAAAGUGAUCUCAGUGUGGCUGUCAGCUACUUUUUUUUUUUUACACAGAGAGACUUUGGCCUGGUGCGACAUUUGCAACACUACGAUGUGUGACAAAAGACUAUAAUCCACACAGAGCUAUCUGUUUGACCAUGUGAUUUUUCAAGUCACAAGAAGAAAGAAAAAAAAAACUAAGUUGACGCAACUGAAUGUAGGUUUAAGGCUGAGUCACUUCCCUCCUUGCUUUCUACCAACAACAGCUUUGUUCAGUCUUGUCUAAUCACUUGCUCUAUCAAUUCCAAGACAACGAUCUAGACAGGAUCAGCCCUGCCUUUCAGACAAGACAUUGGGAAGGACAACAAGUAGAAGACAAUGGUGUGUUUUAGUGUAUUCAUAUCAUUAUAACACAUUUGCUUCAAAUGAAUGUUAAAACAUGAAAAGGUACAGACAAAGAAGCCAAACAAUGGUUUAUUGGUUAAAUGUUUUUUUUUUUUUUAAGGGUGAAUGUUUGACAAUGGCCACAUGUGGCCAGUAACUGUGUUGAUUUACCUUGUAUUCCUGUUGCACAUUGAUUUAUCCUAAUCAAUAUUUCAAAAGUGUCCAAGUGCCUUGUGUUUCAACUGAAUUAUAUCACACAAUAUAUGAAAAAUAUUUACACAAAUGUAAAGUGUAUAAAUGUACCUUUCAUUACAUUUUAGAAAGCUGAAAUUUAAUAACUGACAUGACAACAGAUGUGAUUUGUACAUCAGGGCCACUACAACAUUUUCCAAGGACAUCACCAGUGUUGAUGACUAUGACAAUGACUCUACGUCAAUAAACACAAAAAACUGAAAAAAAAAACCCAACAACCUCCACCUCUCCUGUUGUGUAUCUUUGUUGAACCAAUCAAAAGCUUUUAAAAUCAACAAAACAAGAAAAUUUGGUUUUACCUUGAAUACAUCAUCAAUACAUGCUUUUUUUCCCCAAGAGUAUUCUGCUAAUCCACAAACAUUUCAGGAAAUAAAAUGUAUAGAUUGUGCCGAUUAAGCUGAUACCUUUGCAGUUUAAAUGAAGACUGUUCAUUUAAAUGAAGACUGUUAGAAAUAGAGAUUUAAGUUAGAGCCUAAAAUGGUUCUUCAUGGUAAAGCCAUAUGGAAACCUCUUCUUGUUCUACAACUUAAAGAACCAGUAAUCAGUUAAAUCAUCUUAGAAUAUCUAGCUUUUAUUUUGACAUGUGGAUAGACUUACAUUGUUGGAACUACUUUCUUCAACGUGUGAAUUAACUCUACUGGGAACACACCACAGAAGAAAGGACAAGAGGGAAUUAUGGCCACAAUAAGAGCCUGUUUGUCCUUAAUCUCUGGUUAGCUUGAUUAGUGUCUGCAGCUCCAAAGUCUGCCAGCUGAUGUUACACCGGGCAACGAAGCAUAUCAACGCUAAGCUGUUGACUCAGCACAGAGGACAAAUGGGGAGAGCGGUUCUUCCAAUUUGCACAAAAGCACACUUCACAGUAAAGACUCUUCACAUAACAUUACUAAAAUUUUUCCCAGGUCGCUGGCAGACUUUAUGGACUAACAUACCUGGGCAUAAAACAGUUUCAUAUAUCUCAACCCCCUGAUGCACAACAUACGCAUACUCCUAAUGCACAACAUGGGUAAAAAAAAGACCCACAUUCACAUUCCCACACAGUGUUUCUUUGCUCUAUCUUUUAAAAUCAAUUUAUUUUAUAAUUGAAUAUUCUAGGUAUUCUUUAAAUAGCUUGUUUUUGAUAACAGAUCAUUAUUUUAAAUGUUCCUUUCAUACUUUAUUCCUUUUAUUACUACAUCAAGUUUACACACAUGGGUCAAAAGUGACAUAUUCAUCCAUGUGUGAUUUAAAAUUAAAUGACUUAAUGAUCAUUUGUUUCAAAUAAUUACUUUAGCAGUGACUGAUAAUAGAUAACACAGCUAUUGAACUGUACUGUAUCUUUAUUGUAAGUAGUGUAAACUGGUAAAAUGUAACUAAAUAAAAUACAACUGAUCACGUCACUA
Molecule: messenger RNA, 4658 nt
Organism: Larimichthys crocea (large yellow croaker)
Lineage: Eukaryota; Metazoa; Chordata; Actinopteri; Sciaenidae
Product: zinc finger protein GLIS2-like
Exons: 1
Coding region: 504-1070 (188 amino acids)
Source: RefSeq, a predicted model, not a curated record